Molecule: messenger RNA, 3310 nt
Organism: Venturia canescens
Lineage: Eukaryota; Metazoa; Arthropoda; Insecta; Hymenoptera; Ichneumonidae
Gene: mi
Product: minus
Exons: 5
Coding region: 788-2968 (726 amino acids)
Biological process (GO): traversing start control point of mitotic cell cycle; regulation of protein ubiquitination; protein localization to kinetochore
Cellular component (GO): kinetochore
Source: RefSeq, a predicted model, not a curated record
ACAUCGUCAAAAGUGAUCGCGCAAAGGAUUUUGUAAGAUUUUACUUUUUGAGCGAUCCUGUAGCGUCCGUUCGGGCAGAAUGAAAAUAAUAAUGGGGAUGUAUAUUUUGUGUAUACACUGUUUCUCUCCGAGAGCAGUCCACGUAGCACGUAAGCAGCUGUUAGGGAUUCUACACAUGGGUAUAGAUAUAUUCAUGGUGUAUAUAUAUAUAGAUCUCGAUGGGCAAAUGUUCUAUAUGUUGAUACUAUAUACGAUGCACAACUCGAGUCAGUUCGAGACGAUGUCGUGUGAUCGGCGAACUCGUAUUGUGUUCCAUUAAAACUAGAACGUAUAAUACGCGCAAUUCUUUAAUCACAAACCAAUGUAACUGUUCCAUUUUGAAGCGAAAAGUUUCCAAGUGCUUACAAUAAUAAAAGAACGUUAAGACUCGUUACAUUUGAUAACCGAAAAUAAAUACCAGUUUUUAACCUUUUCCAUCCGCCAUGUAGUGUGGAAAAAAAGAGCGGUCAAAAAUAGAGUGAUAACCAACCCUAUUAUUCCGUAUUGUUUUAUCUUACCGGAUAAUUCUACAUUAUUGAAGAACGGACAAAUGAAAAACGGUGAAGAAAAUGCAACGUUUCGGCGAAUUUAAUGAUAAACAUUUGAAUAUCAGAUGUUGAUGAAGAUUUACGUUGUUUGCUCAAACUCCUACGAAAAAUCGGGUAGCGACAACGUUUCAAGUUUUUUAAAAUCAUAUUCUCCUUUCCUUAUGAAGUAGAUAGAGAACAAUAAUUCAGAAUAUUCAAGAAUGCACACUGAGAGCUGUCCAUCUUCGAAACUAUCCGGUGGCUUGGAUGUUUGCUCCACGCCCAAUAAUACUUUCAUCCUGGAAGAGGAUCUUGCGCUAAGUUCGUCCACUCUGGGUCUACAUGACAAGAGUCUGCAGGAUCAUCCGGAUGUAUCAUCAGGUAUAUACAAUCCGAGCCGUAGCUUGGUGUAUUUGAACGAAGAAACUAUGGAUUGUACCUAUUCCGAAUCAACGGAAACUCCCAAAACCCAUGAUGCAACAAACCAAGUAUCAAGUCCGGAGAUGUUUGAAAGCGAAGAUGAAGAAAACGACAAAACAGUAAAAAAAGAUUUCAGUGAAUUAUUGUCAAGGCAAAGUGACAAAUUGAGUUGGCAAGACUCGUUGUUAGAGGAUAAAUGUGUUGGACCGACGGAUGAAGAAUUGAUAGCGAAAUCCGAUUGUUACCUGCUAGCUAGAAUCAAUAAAUUUCUUGCCGGUGUUCCUCCACCACCGAAACACACAAUUUGUCAGAGCGAUUGUGGUGAUUUGCUGGCUUCUAUAAAAGCAAAUCGUCAAUAUUUUCUGAUCGAUCCUUUCCUCACUCGUAAAGAAAAAGAUGCGAAAGGGGAAAGCAUUACAACCAUAGAUCAAGAAACAAAAGCGUUGGAAAUAACAGUAACACUCGAAGUAACGAAUAAUAUCGAGAAAAAAGCGGAUCAGGAGGACAAAAUAGUACAGAAUCAUUCGAGCGAAUGCAGUUUUAAUAAUCAUCGCGGGAAAAGUAGUUUAAGAAAUUUGACAAAUGCCUUCAAUGCCUGUGAACGGAACGACGAAACGACCACAAGUUUUAAGGAUGAACCGAUGAGGAGAAAUUUUUCCGAAACUUGGAGCGCUUGUCGAACCAGCUUUGAAUCUACAAGCAAUGAAAAUAUAAUUGGCAACAUGAGAGAAAACGAUGAGACUGAGAAUGAAAAUAAUACAAGAUUUGAUGAAUCGACUUUGAGUAACCUCAGAACGAAAGAAAUGAUUACUAACAGGGAAAAAACUAAGCAUGUCACUUUUCAAAUGCCUGAGAAAGAGAUUGUUCCAUUUUUUAAGACUGUCAGUGUUGAGGAUGUAAUAGAUAUGCCGUGGGAUCUUGCUUAUAAGCAAAAAACACAUGGCAUUCAUUACAACCGAAGUAGAGUAGUCGAAGAAUACGAAGGCCUUACUUUAAAAUUAUGUCAACGUUACAUCGGAGCCGAAACGCAAUCGUCCUGCAAUAUAUGGUUCACGAAACAAGCACCGGGUAGCGUCAAAAAACGCAAUUUACUAUCACGUCGUAACAAUGGACAGAGUCCUGGAAAACGUCUGAGUCAUCUGGCACGUCGUAGACGCACGUUUUCUAGUGCCAAUCUGCAGGGUUUGGGAAUGGCGGACAAAAAACAGCUCGUUCUCAAUAUGAAGAAGCCAACGAUAAGAAAGGGCAAGAGCCCGCGAGGGAAAAGUCCACGGGGUAAAAGCCCACGUGGUUCAGGAAAAAAGAGGACAGGGUUAAGUAGAAUUUCGCCAAGUCCCCGAAAAACAAAGCUAGAAACAUCAAAGAGAGCGUUGUUUCAAAGUCCACCGGGGGAUCGCGCGGGCCCGAGCAACAGAACAUCAUCACUUGUAAAUGCGAGUUCACAACAAAGAAUUAAGAGGGCGCUCUUUCCGAUUUCUAAAUCUAAAAUCGAUAUAUCUGCUCCUCCGACAUUACACGCCAGUGAUAUAAAGAGAGCGCUAAAUUUCGAAGAUUCGAAGAAACGCAAGAACGAAGAGGAGCUCGAAGGUCCGCGAUUCAAAUGGGCCAAAAGUUUGUCCUUCGAUUGCACUCACAUUACUGAAAGCAAUUCCUCCGAUUCUUGGAUGAGUGAGAGGCAUUCGACAGGUAAUUUUCACAUGAAGAGUGAAUCUUCGUUCCAGCAAGUUAAAUCUGAGCUCAGUGAAGCUCACAGAAAAAAAUUAUUGUGGGCUAUUGCUGAAGCACUUCGCGGUAAAGGAAUCACCAUGGGACAUCCGCGAUUUAAGCAAUGUGCUUCGCAGCUCGCCCGGAUUGUCAAGAAGUACAUGCCAGAUUUGGAAAACCCAAAUUUGCCACGAAAGCCUGGGAGUACGAGUGAUCGUAUGCUUAGAUUGGCGAAACGUCAUGUACUCCUUAUUGUAGAGUCAAAAUCUACAGAUUAAAAAAAAAAAGUCUUUCUCGUUAUAAAUUUUGACGUUUCCACCGUUCGAUCAAGUUCUUCGAUUCGAUAGUUCGAUUUCUUCUCUUUCUUAUUUUGUUUUUGGUUUUUCCGUUUUUUAUUCUUUUUUUUUUAUGUAUAAUGACCAAGACCCAAGAGCUUCACCGAAAUCGACGACUAUCAAAACAGCCUUGUGUAAAUAACGGCGUAAAAAGAGUGACGGAUAAAUCAUAGAAUAAUUAUUUAAGCAUAUUUUUUUAUUAGCAAUAAAAUAGUAUAUUUUACAACCUAUAAAUAAUUAAUAAAAAGGCGUUUCACUUAAAUAAAAAAAAAACCGUAACUCAUC